This is a messenger RNA of Cottoperca gobio, 3549 nucleotides long. Its product is annotated as B-cell receptor CD22-like. The record is from RefSeq and is a predicted model, not a curated record. Lineage: Eukaryota; Metazoa; Chordata; Actinopteri; Perciformes; Bovichtidae. Bases 121 to 3162 code for a protein of 1013 amino acids. The transcript has 18 exons.
GGAGGGAUGAUGUGAGCUACAGAUAAGUGGAUCCUCUGCGAAUUCCCAACAAUCUCGAAAAGAGGAAGAAAUGCAGAACACUCAAACAACUCAGAUAUCAAGCUUUAGUGCCGUGUGAAAAUGAAUUUUCAGAUAGUCGUGUGGUUGAUAUUUCUGGCGAUAAUAAAAGAUUUUUCUGGUGCCCAAAGGUUCACACUAGGAGCCGGUCAGCUGACAGCUAAAGAGGAGUCCUGCGUUAAAAUCAAAUGCACAGUCGAUGAAAGAGUUGACGUUGUCGGUGCAAACUGGUUUUGGAUAAAGAAUGCACUCUGGAAUGAUACGAUUUUGACCGGCACUUACAUUUACAGUACGGAUAACGCAGUGUAUCCUGUCAGUCCAGAUUUAGCAGGAAGAGUGAAAUAUAUCGGCUCUCCAACUUCAGAUUGGAGAAUUUAUUCUUCAACCAGACAAGAGUGCAGUAUAUUAAUCUGCAACCUGAACAAAAGUGACAGUGGAGACUAUUAUUUUAGAUAUAUAGGAAAAAAAGAAAAGGAGAAAUGGAUAACUAAAUCACAGAGACUCACAGUUACAGAAAAUCCAUGCCCGAUCACUUUUGAGAAACCACCAGUUGUAAAAGAAUCUGGCUGGAUAACACUCACAUGCUCCACUUCAAGUUCAUGUCCAUCAAAACCACAGAUUAGAGGUUUGACACAAAGAGCCUCAACACAUCAGAAAAGCACCACGAGCAGUUUCUCAGUCAGCUGGCAGGAUGAUAAGAAGGAGUUUUCAUGUCAAACACAAUAUAACAAAGACCAUUAUUUGUUUCGGAAUAUCAGUUUAACUGUCGAAUAUGCUCCCAAGGACACAUUGGCUGAAAUAAGCCCCAAAAACAUUGUGGAAGGAAACUCUGUGACUCUCACUUGCUCCGCCAAAGGAAAUCCUGUCCCCACCUUUAGCUGGUUUAAAAAUGACGAGGCUGUGGAAGCAACACAGGGAGUGUUGAAUAUCGUAUCAAUUGGAGAGUCCCACAAUGGAGACUACUGUUGUAAAGCUACAAACAUACUUGAGACAAAGACAUCUAACCUAGUCAUUAUUAAUGUCACAUAUUUGCCUGAAGUUGAGGUGACGUCUCUUGCUUCUGAAGUUAAACAAGGAGAUAAAAUGAGUUUGACAUGUAAAGUGACGAGAAGUAACCCACAACCUAACAUCUGCAGCUGGUUUAAAAAUGGGAUAGCUAUUAAUCACUGGACAUGCCUGUAUGUUGUUGAAAGAAUCAAUCCUGAAUACAGUGGCAUCUACACAUGCGAAGCCACUAACUCUGUGGGUACUGGAAGAUCAAAGUCACUUCAAAUUAAGGUUAAAUACGGCCCGAGGAAGGCAAACAUUUCCAUCAUUAAAAGUGAUACAAAAGGGGAUUCAUUGGUGGUAGUUGGAAAGACCCUUGUAUUCCAAUGUACCGCUGAUGCCAAUCCUGCCCCAACGACAUACUCUUGGUACCGAUACAAGAACAACAAACCGAUUGACUUGUCGCCGUGGAGGUUUAACAGAACUAAUACAAACCAACUUGUUUUGGACAGAGUACAAAGAGCAGAUGAAGCAUGUUACAUAUGCGAUGCAGUCAACAUCAUUAAUAGUGGGCAGGCUAGUGAUCCGAAGUGCAUACAAGUACUGUAUGCUCCCGUCAAUCCCAUACUCACUAUGACAGAUGAGGUCAUAGAAGGUCAGCUGAUCACCAUCGCAUGCACUGUUGAAAGCUUUCCUGCGUCGAAGCUCACCUUGACUCGCAGAUCAACUAAUCAGUCUUCAGGAUGGUCUUUCAUUCCCGUAAAUGAUGGCAACACUCUCCGACACACAUUUAACCCAACUUCAUCCCACACAGGCUUUUACACCUGCAGCGCCACGAACAGAGAAGGUUCAACGGAAAGCAAACAAAAGAUGUUGGUGGUGAAAUAUCGUCCGAAACACGUGACCGUAGAAGCUGAGCCUGACCUUGAAGUAAAUGAAAACAAGUCGUUGACGCUGCGUUGCAGUGCCCAGUCCCACCCACCAGUGACCUCCUUCACCUGGAUGAAGAUGACUGAUGGGAAGAGUGGAAUCAUCUGGACGAAUCAGACCAUCCCUCUGAAGUCUGUCGGUGUAUUUGACAGUGGACUGUACAGAUGUUCAGCCCGUAAUGAAAUUGGAAUUGGAGACUCGCCGCAAGCUGAGGUUAAAGUCAAGUAUGCUCCAAAGCAGACAAACAUCACCACAGCAGCAGAGCAGCAGCGGCCUGACGGGAAGCGCUCUGUGACCCUGAGCUGCAGCAGUCACAGCUAUCCCCCAGUCACACAAUACUCAUGGUACAAGUUGAAUGCUGAAAAAGGGGAUGUAAACGUGUACGGGCGUCAGAACUACACCGUGUAUUCAGACCAACCCGGAGUCUACUACUGCAUCGCAAAAAAUGAAAUAAAUCAAAGAUCAUCUGACCGAGUCCAUCUGUUUGAACGAGGCUUUACGAAGACCAGGAUCAUCAUCCUUUCUCUUUUUACCCUGCUCAUCAUUUUCUUAAUCGUCUUUGUCUACAGACACAAGAGGAAGAAAUCAACUCAACAAGGAACUACAAACACAUGUUUUCUGGGUUGGUGGAAUGGCGUCAGGACGAGGAAUCUGAUGAAUGAGACCAGCGUGGCGGAGGCUUCCAGGAGCAGAGAUGACCUCUGGCCAGACCAGCCGCUCCGUCUAAAUGCCCAACGAUGCCAGCCUGUCUGUCCAGACAGCCCGGCUGCAUCCAACAUUAACAGUGUUUACUCUACUGUGAAUCUGCCCUCCGGAAAACAAGGUCCUUCUGCACAGAAGCCAAUCAGACAGCAAGGUGGACACACAGAAGAUGAUUCUCUCAACUAUGCGUCUUUACACUUUGAAAAUAAGCAAAAAAACAAACGAGCAAAAGCAGAAGAGGAUGUGUACUCUAAAGUGUCCAAGCAAACGCCACCUAAAAAGAAUGAAGAAAGGCUGGAGGACUACGAGAACUUGGGCACAGCUCGCACAGCCGUACGUCCCAAGCCAUCAACAUACGACACGGCCAACAGUGAGGAUGAAUACGAGAUCAAUUAUUCACAGGUGAUAUUCAAGGCAAAGAGAGCCGGCAGAGACUCGAGCAGCUCUGAUGAAGAGGAGACGCAGUACUCUCACAUCAAAACCUGAGUUAAGAUACUCUUAUCCCACCUUACAUGUACAGCCAUUUCAGUAAUGUUUUAGCGCUUCGCUGAGUGUGUAGUAACAAGUACCAAAGUUGUGAGCUUAAUCCAAACCCAUGGAAAAUAAAAUAUAAAAACAACACAUUUUUGUUAAACUCCUGAAUUGUAAAAGAUGUAAAAUGUACAUAUUUGUGAAAUAUAUUGACAUUUGUGAACAGUACAAGAUGACAUGGCUGUGCAGCAGAGGCUUGUUUCUGAAAUAUGCAUAACACGCUUUCAAUUCUGCUCUUAUAUAACUGCCAACUUAGGUGCAGGAAGAAUGUCUGUCUUUGUUUUUUCAAGCAAUAUCCAAUGUACAAAACAAAAUCAAUUAAAAACAAAAAGUGUGACAAAC